Molecule: messenger RNA, 1215 nt
Organism: Rhododendron vialii
Lineage: Eukaryota; Viridiplantae; Streptophyta; Magnoliopsida; Ericales; Ericaceae
Exons: 8
Coding region: 171-1004 (277 amino acids)
Biological process (GO): rRNA methylation
Molecular function (GO): rRNA (adenine-N6-)-methyltransferase activity; nucleic acid binding
Source: RefSeq, a predicted model, not a curated record
GGCACCAAAUUUGUGAUUGCAUAAACAAAUUCCAGUAUAUCUUUGUGAGAGAAAGAACUAGGGUUUUAGAAAGAAAUUCAUCACCUUCCCAACUGAAUCUCUCUCUCUCUCUCUCACACGCGCGCGCGCGCGCGCCCACACACACACACCGGAGGAUUCCCCAAUAGAAGAUGAAACUCAAGCAACUGGAAAGUCUUCUAGGAACCCUUCAACAGUUCUCCAACCCAAAGAUUGAUCUUGAACAAUACCCAACUGGGCCCCACAUCGCUUCUCGGAUGUUAUACACUGCAGAGAAUUCAUUUGGGGAUGUGACCAACAAGGUAGUGGCAGACUUCGGUUGUGGGUGUGGCACAUUGGGCCUUGCAGCUUCUCUCUUGGGUGCAGAAUACGUUGUUGGCCUGGAUAUUGAUGCUCAAUCAAUUGAGAUUGCAACAGCAAAUGCAGAAGAUCUUGAGUUAGAAAUGGACUUUGUUCAAUGCGAUUUGAGGAACUUAGGAUGGAGAGGUAAGUCUCCUGUCGCUCACUUACCAACACUCGCAGAAAUGAUAAAAGCAUCUAGACUUGCUGUAGAUUUUUUUUCACUACGUGUUUCAGUGUGCACAAAUACAUCAUUGAAGUGGAUUGGCAGAGGCACAAAUUCACUGUUUCCCAAUCUUAGAUCAUCUACCGAAGUAGUGAUUUUGGUUUCUUUUGUAGGUCCAAUUGUUCAUACUGUUGUCAUGAAUCCUCCAUUCGGAACCCGGAAAAAGGGUGCGGAUAUGGAUUUUCUAUGUGCGGCUUUGAAGAUUGCUUCGCAAGCCGUUUAUUCCUUGCAUAAGACGACGACAAGAGAACAUGUGAAAAGGACAGCCUUGAGGGAUUACAAUGCCAAAAGUGCAGAGGUCUUGUGCGAGCUUCGAUUCGAUGUGCCGCAACUAUACAAAUUUCACAAGAAAAAGGAGGUAGAUAUUGCUGUGGACCUCUGGCGAUUUGUUCCGCAGAGAAUUCAAGGAAGGGGUUUAUAACACCCAUUCAAGACAGUGCAUCUGGUUUACAAAGUCAUGAAUGAGUAAUAUUUAGAGGAAUGUAAUUGUGUUGUUCUGUGAAAAACUACCCAAAAUUGCGGCUGCUGCCCACUAGUUGUAAUUGCUUGUAGAGAAUAAUUCCUUCAUGCACUGAUAUAUGUUCUUGGAACUGAAUUUUUAUAUGUGAACUUCCAAAAGUUUUCACCUCUGA